Molecule: messenger RNA, 959 nt
Organism: Diatraea saccharalis (sugarcane borer)
Lineage: Eukaryota; Metazoa; Arthropoda; Insecta; Lepidoptera; Crambidae
Source: the annotation of a GenBank genome assembly
ACGCGAGCGGCAGCCAUAUUUAGUUGCUCCGAUCGCGCGACUGUGGACGCACGCUGCUCCACGAUGUGCGAAAUCAGCGCAGAUAAACUAAUAAAAGCUGUUAAAGCGAGGCCUUCGUUGUACAACAAGGCAGAUGCUAGGUACCAUGCGCAUAAUAAAUACAAAGGAAAGAUAUGGAAAGAAGUUUGCCGGGAUGUUUAUCCGAAUUGGGACCAAUUGCAACCAUCGCAGAAGGUUGAAUAUGAUCUUGAACUGCAAAAACGAUGGAAGAGUCUACGAACUUGUUUCACGCGGGAACUGGCAUUACAAAAAAAAGAUCAGAUGAAGAAAGAUGAUCCUGAUGAUGACUAUGGUCCUCAUAAAAAACGAAAGAAAUAUGAAUAUUUCGACGCCAUGAGUUUUCUUCUCUAUCCAGAAAAUAUAGAUUUAGAAGCAGAUACAGAAGAAAGAACAAAGGAAACUAACGAAGAUAGCGAUGAAGAUUCAAGUGAUCCUUUAGAUCAUGAGAUUAAAAUAGAGAACUUUCUGUACCCGGAGCCAACCAAGACUUCCAGGAAUAUACCACAAAUAAUACCAAUUGAAAGAAAUGAAGAACAAUUCCAUUCCUAUUACGAAAAACAACAAGAGAGUAGAGUCGUGGAAGAGAAGUUACUGGACUUGUUGAAAGAGAAGAAGCUAGAAGAUGAAGAUGAAGAUAGACAGUUUAUGCUCUCUCUGAUACCAGGUUUUAAGAAAUUAAACGAUAGACAAAAAUUUGAGGCGAAAAUUGAAAUAUUGAAAGUAUUAAAAAAUAUUACUUUUCAAGAUGACAAACAAGAUAAUAACAAUAUCUAAUGUUAGUCACAUUCUUGUUUUAUUGACAUUAUCACUCAAUUAUGUUGGCAUGGUUUACAUAAGUCUUGUCUAUGAAAUGAAUAAACAAAAAAGAAAUUUAGAAAUAGCAUCUGAAAAAAAACAAU